Molecule: messenger RNA, 2444 nt
Organism: Pseudoliparis swirei
Lineage: Eukaryota; Metazoa; Chordata; Actinopteri; Perciformes; Liparidae
Gene: tbc1d15
Product: TBC1 domain family, member 15
Exons: 17
Coding region: 73-1998 (641 amino acids)
Biological process (GO): activation of GTPase activity
Molecular function (GO): GTPase activator activity
Source: RefSeq, a predicted model, not a curated record
UGUCCGUUUUGUUUUGGUAGAUGACAGGCACGUGAGCAGUGACGUCAUCAGGCGCGAGACAGAGCAGGUGACAUGGCGGCGGACUCGCUUCUGAAGGUCGUGUUUGAACAUGAAGGCGUCUUCAUCCACCCGGCGAGCGACGGCGGGGGGCCAGACGCCCUCGUCUCCGGCUGCCUCCGGGUCGUUGACAAGGAAUCUGAAGUCCUGGUGGAGUUCAGACCGGAGGACACGUCCAGCAUGCUGUGUGCCGGGAAGGACUCCAGCUCCGUCAUGGAGGGGGACCAGGUCUCCGGACAGAAGGCCCUGCUGGACAGCCAGAGCAUCGAGACGGACUGGGACAUGGUCCACGCCGUGAAGAAGAGCCCCGCCGAGGGCUCUCUGACCCCCUGCCGUGAGAAGAGCCGGGGGGCGUUCAGCUUGGCCGUGGGUGACCUGCGCUCCAUCAGCGUGAAAGAAGAAGGAUGGACCUUCCUGGUCCUGAAGCUGAAGGAGUCCUGCUCCUCGCCGCCCGCGCUGCACUUCCACCAGGGCGGCAGCAGAGAGUUCCUGGACAGCCUCGGGAGGUUCGCUCUGCUCAGACAGGCUCCAGGAGACCCCUCCUGUCUGCUGCUCUCUCCUCUCAGGACUCUGUCUCAGUCCUUUGAGAACCUGCUGGACGACAACAACUACGGCCUCGUUCAGCAGAAGUUCAGGAAGGACCCCUACGUCACCACGCUGGGCGGCUUCUCCAAAGUCACUAACUACAUCUUCGACGCGUUCCGGGUGACGGAGGAGCAGCUCCGCCCCCCCGAGGAGGCGGAGCUGCUGGGGGAGGUCAUCCCCGGCCUGGACAUCAACCAGCAGGAGGAGCCCGGCUUUGAGGUCAUCACCAGGAUUGACCUGGGGGCGAGGCCGGAGGUGACCCGUGCUGGUCCUCUGUCCUCGGAGGCCUGGAGCCGACACCAGGACCCCGAGGGGAGGAUGACCAACGUCCCGCUGCUCAAACAAGUCAUAUUCAAAGGGGGCCUCUGCCACGCUUUGAGGAAAGAGGCCUGGAAGUUCCUGUUGGGAUGCGUCCCCUGGGACAGCACCCUGGAGGACAGGAAGGGGCUGCAGAGAACCAGAACGGAUGAAUACUUCCGGAUGAAGCUCCAGUGGAAGUCCGUGAGCGCGGAGCAGGAGAGGAGGAACUCCAGGCUGAGGGAUUCCAGGAGUCUGAUCGAGAAAGACGUGAACCGAACGGACCGGAGCAACCGCUUCUACGAAGGCCCGGACAACCCGGGCCUGGUCCUCCUGCACGACAUCCUGAUGACCUACUGCAUGUGGGACUUUGACCUGGGCUACGUCCAGGGCAUGAGCGACCUGCUGUCCCCCAUCCUCUACGUGAUGGAGAACGAGGUGGAUGCCUUCUGGUGCUUCGUCUCCUUCAUGGACCAGAUGCGCCAGAACUUUGAGGAGCAGAUGCAGGGCAUGAAGACUCAGCUGAUCCAGCUCAGCACUCUGCUCAGGCUGCUGGACUUGUCCUUCUGGAACUACCUCGAGUCUCAGGAUUCAGGCUUCCUGUAUUUCUGCUUCCGCUGGCUGUUGAUCCGCUUCAAGAGAGAGCUCAGCUUCCAGGAUGUCUUGAGGCUCUGGGAGGUGAUGUGGACCGGUCUGCCCUGUGACAAUUUCCACCUGCUGAUCUGCUGUGCCAUCCUGGACUCUGAGAAGAAGAAGAUAAUGGAGGAGAACUAUGGAUUCAAUGAGAUCCUAAAGCACAUCAACGAGCUGUCCAUGAAGCUGGACAUCGAGGACAUCCUCCAGAAGGCCGAGGGCAUCUGGGAGCAGAUAACCAGCCGUAAGGACUUGCCUCAGUCCAUCAGCGGGAUCCUGGGUCCAGACCCGGGUCUGGACUCUGAGGUCUGUGACUGUGCAGCGUCUCCGUCCCUCCGGCCCCCCCAGAGACCGGACGCCUGCUCCAACGGCCUGUCGAGAGGAGGCGGCGCUCCGCAGAGCUGCAGAGGGGCCUUCAUCUCCUAGUCCCAGAGGACCAGGGCCCCCGGCUGCAGAGGGGCCUUCAUCUCCUAGUCCCAGAGGACCAGGACCCCCGGCUGCAGAGGGGCCUUCAUCUCCUAGUCCCAGAGGACCAGGGCCCCCGGCUGCAGAGGGGCCUUCAUCUCCUAGUCCCAGAGGACCAGGGCCCCCGGCUGCAGAGGGGCCUUCAUCUCCUAGUCCCAGAGGACCAGGACCCCCGGCUGCAGAGGGGCCUUCAUCUCCUAGUCCCAGAGGACCAGGGCCCCCGGCUGCAGAGGGGCCUUCAUCUCCUAGUCCCAGAGGACCAGGGCCCCCGGCUGCAGAGGGGCCUUCAUCUCCUAGUCCCAGAGGACCAGGACCCCCGUGUAAAAAGAGGAAGAUUAUUCAGAAUCUUAUUUUUGUAAUUUCUUGUACCAUAUUGAGUCUGUCAUUCCUUCUGAAAAACCAUCUGC